AUGGUCCAUGACCAAAGAUAUUACCUGCCCAAGGAUGAGGGCGGUGGUGGCUCGGACUCCGUUGUGGCUUAUGCAGCUCAGCGGAAAGGGAACAAGGAGAAGGCCACGGCAAGGAUGAAAACCGGAGCAAGGGGCCUACGUGCUACAAUUGUGGAAAGUUGGGUCGAUGCCGGUGCCUUCCAUGGGGGGCAGUACUUUGCCACGUUUCUUGACGGCUACAACAAGCUCUCGGUUGUAGUCUCCAUGAAGCAGAAGAGCGAUGUGGCCAAGGUGACAGAGCACGUUAUCAACCGGUUAGAGUUGCAAUUGAACAAGAAACUCAAGUCGGUGCGGACGCAUUGGGAGAAGCAGUACGUCAACAAAGUCCUCAAGUACGUCUUCGGGGGCAAGAGGACGGUGCACGAGAAGACAACCCCCUACACAGCCGAGCAAAACGGGUCGGCAGAGCGGCUGAAUCGGCACGUAGAGAAGAAACUCUGGGCGAUCAUCGGAUGCUCGAGGACUCGAGCUGCCUAA
Klebsormidium nitens is the source of this 516-nucleotide messenger RNA. Lineage: Eukaryota; Viridiplantae; Streptophyta; Klebsormidiophyceae; Klebsormidiales; Klebsormidiaceae. The record is from the annotation of a GenBank genome assembly.